Molecule: messenger RNA, 978 nt
Organism: Alternaria metachromatica
Lineage: Eukaryota; Fungi; Ascomycota; Dothideomycetes; Pleosporales; Pleosporaceae
Exons: 2
Coding region: 1-978 (325 amino acids)
Source: RefSeq, a predicted model, not a curated record
AUGACGACAAAGCCACAGGGUGAGGCGUUGUGUCUCAUGGGCGACCUCGACUGCAUCUGCAAGGCCAGCAAUUCGCUCGAACAUAACACGGAGUUCAACCAGCAGUGCGUUCUCGACGCUUGCUACGGUGACAUUGGCAGAGAAGAGUUUCUCGACAGUCUCUACUACCACUGCAACAAGGUAGACAAGGAGCUCAUUGACAUCCCGAAACGAUGGGAGCCCUACCUUCCAGUCACCUUCCCUUCCGCACCCGACUCGACGACUAGUGACCCCGAGAAUCCCGCGCCUGCUCCAGCCGGUGUCAAGCUCAACGUCCAAUCCAUCGUGGGCAUUGUCAUCGGAGUCCUUCUCGUCCUCUGCAUGGUUUUCGGAUUGCUGUGGCUCUGGUGGAAGAAAAAGAGGGAAGCCAAGAAGCUGCGCGUCGAAAACGCUCAGAUGCUAGACGCUAUGAACCCUGACGGCUUCAGCAACAGGAUCCACACCUUGAGAGAACACUCAUCAAUCCAGGACUUCGCAGAUCUCCGGGGAACCGGCAGUGCAGGCUCGGACGCCGCUGCAUCAAGGCACGGUACCGCGUCUACCUACAAUGACGCGACACUCGUUGGUUCGCCGCGGAGCACGACUGCCUUCCCCCUCAGCCCUACAACCCCUAAGAGCCCAAUUCCUGAGUACGGUACAGCCGACGAAGACUGCGCCAUGUCGACGUUCGUCCGGUAUCCCGGUCAUAAGCCAUACAAUGACGGCCAGUUCGAGCUACCCAACAACCAGCUUCGCGGCAGUCAAGUCAUGCAAGGCCAGCACAAUACGCAAGAUGACUCAGUGAGCGAGUACAGUACGCGCCGCCCUAGCUAUGGCGAGGACUCCAUCGACAUACGCCAGGACAGAGAAUCGCGGGCACAGUUCGAACGGAUGCAGCGGGAUGAGUGGGAGCGAAAUGGGGAUCUGGAGCCGCGCCACAACCGGGGAGGUGCAUUUUGA